CUUCACACUGGCAGGAACUAUUUUCUCUCUCCCAGACAGACAACGCAGCCAUGGCAAUAAAAUUUUGUUGCUUUCCCAAGGACCCGCUUGAAGAGGCUGAGACUUGGGGAGAGUCUGUGGACAAACUCCUGGGUUGUAAACCCGGGCAGGCGGCUUUCCGAGAAUUCCUUAAAUCAGAGUAUAGUGAGGAGAAUAUUCUGUUUUGGCUGGCCUGUGAGGAGUACAAGAACAUCACGUCUCUUCCAGAGAUGAUCUCAUCUGCAAACAGGAUCUACUCAGAGUUUGUGGAAUGUGAAGCACCGAGACAGAUCAAUAUUGAUUGUGGGACCAGAGAAAAUAUCACCAAGAACAUCUCUCAGCCGAGCCUGACCUCUUUCGACACGGCACAGAAGUUGAUCUACAGUCUGAUGGCCAGGGAUUGUUACCCACGAUUCCUCAAGUCAGACGUCUACCAGGAUAUGCUGAGGGGAGCAAGGUGACUCUCUCAAACGACAAACAAUCUAAAAGUGUUUCUCAACCUUUUAUGUACCACAGAUUGGCAAGAUAUAUAUAGUCCCUCCAUCCAUGGAGGACCACUUAGAUUAAAGGGGUAGUUCACUUUUUGGAGGUGUUAUCUUAUUUUCAAUUGACCUAGGGUUUGUUACCUGGGAUGUAGUUUAGCGAUGUCCAGAAUAUCCUGGCUAGAACGUUUUAACCUUUUACGGCAGUGGGCUAAAUCAGGGUCACACGGAGUGACUCUUGGUGGUCUUAAACAAAUCUACUUUGAAACAAAAGUAUACGACACACACAUGGUUAUGGGCUUACAAAAAAUAAGACACAUGCAACAUGUCAGAUAUAGAGUUGAAAUGUAUUCAGUUUUGAGUUUGUAUCCCAAUAUUACAGUUUAUAUACAUCACAGAAGACUGAAAUAUAACAAAACUGAAAUACCAGAUUUUUUGUUGGGCUUUUUUAAUCAUCUUUAUUAAUGAUGAAAUGAUUAAAUAUAUGAAUAACAUUCCACCCAUGAGGCCAAAGAAAGAGCUUUUGGUCAUUGACUGCAGGAAAAGGCUACAUGUAGCAAUGCAAGUGGAAACGUAUUGUAUCAUAGUGAUGCAAAAUAGUGAACUAUCCCUUUAAUGUGUGGCAAUCCUUAAUUGAAAUAACAAAGUGGGAAACCUCACCUCUGUUUUGGUAAAAAGCUGAGAAAUGGGCCUGAAGAAAUGUAACAACAUUCACAACAUUGGAGUAAAAUAAGCUAAUAUUUGGGGUUCUGAUGGGUUUUGGCAGUUGAACUAUACUCGUGAGUUAUAUUUGUCAAGACUCAAUGGGUACAUAUCAUUAAUCUAUACCCCCACAAAUGGAUUUCGCAACUGCAGAUUGCCCCAUUAAAACUAGCACUUGAGAACAGACUAAAUGGCUGUCAGCUAACCGUCUAACCAGAAAUCAUCUAACUGGUCCAGAGGUUGAGAAACACUACUCUAAAACAUGAAGCAUAAACUGGUUGGUUCCAGCCCUGAAUGCUGAUUGUCUGACAGCUGUGGUAUAUCAGACCGUAUAGCACGGGUAUGAUAAAACAUUUAUUUUUACUGCUAUAAUUACGUAGGUAACCAGUUUAUAAUAGCAAUAAGGCACCUCGGGGGUUUGUGGUAUAUGGCCAAUAUACCACGGCUAUAAGCUGAUUUCAGAGAUAGCUUUUCUUAAACUUGUGACUACAUUUCAUGGGUUGAUUCCAUUCUCACUUAAAAUAGAAGAGGAAUUACUGUAUAUAUUAUAAUGUGUGAAAUGUUGUUGUAUUUCACUGUUAGAGACUAAAGUUGCUGUUAGAGACUAAAAGUUACCCCUUUUGACCAUAAAUUAAAUGACAAAAUAAGCUCUUAAUUUGUAUCAAUAGUAUUAUCACUUUUGUAAUUUUAUGUAAUCAGAUACUGUCUCAAAUUGAAACUGUCUCAAAAUUAUCUGAAUGAAUCAAGCAUUAUACUCAAAAUAAAAUAAA
Molecule: messenger RNA, 1972 nt
Organism: Oncorhynchus tshawytscha (Chinook salmon)
Lineage: Eukaryota; Metazoa; Chordata; Actinopteri; Salmoniformes; Salmonidae
Product: regulator of G-protein signaling 21-like
Exons: 4
Coding region: 51-479 (142 amino acids)
Source: RefSeq, a predicted model, not a curated record